CACGGCAUGUCAAGUCAAACUCAAAUAUAACAUAACCUCAAAUAAACUUUAGGAACAAAAUAUUUUGCAAUCGUUUGUAAUUUUUUAAUAACCGUUUUGUUAUAAAGGAAAUAAAAAAUUUAGAAUUUGUGUGUGAAUUUACUGUGAACAGUGUCGAUGGGCCCCCCAAAAAGGUCCGGAUUUAAAAGUGAAAAGGCAUCGAAAAAACGUAAAAAAGAGGAGGAAGAUGCCUGGAUACCAGAGGAAGACGAUACCACAGGAGAGGGAGAAGAAGCAUCUGUACCAGGAGCAGCAGCACGAGAUGCUGAAAAAUCUGAUGAAAAAGCACAAGAAGAUGAAUUCGGUGCGAAAGAUUACAGAUCUCAAAUGGUCCUAAAGCCUGACAAUACAUCCAGGCCUUUAUGGGUAGCUCCAAAUGGACACAUUUUUCUCGAGUCUUUCUCUCCAGUUUAUAAACAUGCCCACGAUUUUUUAAUUGCCAUUUCAGAACCCGUAUCUCGGCCAGAACAUAUACAUGAAUACAAAUUAACAGCAUAUUCCCUAUAUGCAGCUGUAAGUGUUGGUUUACAAACAAACGAUAUAAUUGAAUACUUAAAAAGAUUGAGCAAAACUACUGUUCCCGAUGGAAUAAUAGAGUUUAUAAAACUCUGUACUCUAUCGUAUGGUAAAGUUAAGUUGGUUUUGAAGCACAAUAAGUAUUUUGUUGAAAGCCCCCAUCCAGAAAUACUUCAAAAACUGUUGAAGGAUCCGGUUAUACAAGAAUGUCGAUUAAGAAGAAAUGUAGAGGAGGAAGGCGAUGGAUUUAUUACACAAGUGCAAGAUAAGAAAAAUGUUCCAACCUUUGGCGGAAAGCCGGCAUCUACUGAACAAAAUAAUGAAAGUAACACUGUUCCUGAUGAUAUAACAAACUUUUAUGAGAAAAUGGACAAUGAAGAAGAUGAAGACGAGUCGGCUCUUCAAACCGUUUCUUUUGAAGUUAACCAAGAAAAAAUCGAAGUCAUUCAGAAACGUUGCAUUGAACUCGAAUAUCCCUUAUUAGCUGAAUACGAUUUUAGAAACGACACAGUAAACCCUGAUAUAAAUAUCGAUCUGAGACCUUCGGCGGUUUUGCGACCUUAUCAGGAGAAAAGUUUGAGGAAAAUGUUUGGAAAUGGAAGGGCCAGGUCUGGAGUGAUAGUCUUACCAUGUGGCGCAGGAAAAUCUUUAGUCGGUGUAACAGCAUGUUGUACGGUGAGGAAACGAGCCCUAGUGCUCUGUAAUUCCGGCGUUUCUGUGGAACAGUGGAAACAACAGUUCAAAAUGUGGUCCACUGCGGAUGAUAGUAUGAUUUGCCGGUUUACAUCUGAAGCUAAAGACAAACCGAUGGGUUGCUAUAUAUUGGUUACUACAUAUUCAAUGAUAACUCAUACUCAAAAACGUUCUUGGGAAGCAGAGCAAACCAUGAAAUGGUUACAGGACCAGGAAUGGGGAAUUAUGGUUCUUGAUGAAGUUCACACUAUCCCAGCGAAAAUGUUUCGUAGAGUGCUUACUCUAGUCCAAUCUCAUUGUAAACUAGGUUUAACAGCCACGUUAUUGCGUGAAGACGACAAAAUUGCAGAUUUAAAUUUUCUGAUAGGGCCAAAAUUAUACGAAGCCAAUUGGUUAGAAUUACAGAAGAAAGGUUUCAUCGCCAGAGUGCAAUGUGCGGAAGUGUGGUGCCCAAUGACACCGGAAUUUUACAGAGAGUAUCUGAUGUGUAAGACAAGCAAAAGAUUGUUGCUUUACGUAAUGAAUCCGAACAAAUUUCUGGCCACUCAAUAUUUAAUCAGGUAUCACGAAAGACGAGGCGACAAAACCAUCGUCUUUUCCGACAACGUGUUCGCUCUGAAACACUAUGCCAUCAAAAUGAACAAGCCGUACAUUUACGGCCCCACGAGCCAGAGCGAACGUAUCCAGAUAUUGCAGAACUUCAAGUUCAAUCCGAAGGUGAACACGAUCUUCGUGUCCAAGGUGGCGGACACCUCCUUCGAUCUGCCCGAGGCGAACGUGCUGAUCCAAAUUUCGUCGCACGGUGGCUCCAGACGCCAGGAGGCGCAACGUCUGGGCCGGAUAUUGAGGGCGAAAAAGGGCGCCAUAGCCGAAGAGUACAACGCUUUCUUCUACACUCUGGUGUCGCAGGAUACAAUGGAGAUGAAUUACUCGAGAAAGCGUCAAAGGUUCUUGGUUAACCAAGGCUACAGUUACAAGGUGAUCACAAAAUUAGCUGGGAUGGAGAAGGAACCCGAUUUGUUUUAUAAAAAUAGGGAUGAGCAGGGACAAUUACUGCAGCAAGUGCUGGCCGCUAGCGACAUCGACUGCGAAGAUGAAAGGAUUCCGGGCGAAGGGGGCAGCAGAGGUGGCUCCAGCAUCACCCGCAGGGUCGGCCAGAUGGGCUCGAUGUCAGGCGCCGACGACGCCGUAUAUUACGAAUUUAAAAAGUCGGCCAAUAUCAACAAACAUCCCUUGUUUAAAAAAUUCAGAUAUAAUUAAAUAAAAUUUGUUAUUACUAUUA
Molecule: messenger RNA, 2530 nt
Organism: Sitophilus oryzae (rice weevil)
Lineage: Eukaryota; Metazoa; Arthropoda; Insecta; Coleoptera; Curculionidae
Gene: hay
Product: general transcription and DNA repair factor IIH helicase subunit XPB
Exons: 14
Coding region: 157-2508 (783 amino acids)
Biological process (GO): nucleotide-excision repair; transcription initiation at RNA polymerase II promoter
Cellular component (GO): nucleotide-excision repair factor 3 complex; transcription preinitiation complex; transcription factor TFIIH holo complex
Molecular function (GO): DNA binding; 3'-5' DNA helicase activity; ATP binding
Source: RefSeq, a predicted model, not a curated record